Lingula anatina is the source of this 1189-nucleotide messenger RNA. RefSeq lists its product as uncharacterized. NCBI's taxonomy places the organism in Eukaryota, Metazoa, Brachiopoda, Lingulata, Lingulida, Lingulidae. The record is from RefSeq and is a predicted model, not a curated record.
UAAGAAGAGUUUCCAAAACAGCUGAGAAAGAUAUACUUUCGCUUUUAGAGACAAAUCGCGAUUUAUCGGUAGUUGACGUGAUUUCCAGUUUUAAGAACAUGUCCUUGAAGGAGGUGUCUCAGGUGGUGGACGCUCUUCAGUCCGCACUUACACCUACCUCCACUUCUAAUUCUACUUCUACAAGACAUGAGAAAACUUUUCCAAAAGUUUCAACACCAAAAAGGAGGCGUCUUCCUCAAACGCCGAAUUCUGGGGUCAAAUUUAGUCAGAGUCCUCGAGUGGAGGGUGUGCGUGAGAGAUGUGCAACAAGUGUGCCUGAACUUGUGUCAUAUACCCACCCCCCUAGGUUACCUUUGUUUUCAGGGUUAAAUGACUCUAAAGAUGCAACUUACCGCCAGUGGUCUUAUGAGGUAAGAGCCCUAUAUAGAGAUAAACUGUACUCAGAUUCAGUAUUAUUACAAGCAAUUAGACGUUCAUUGAAGGGUCCAGCUGCAGAAACGUUGUAUAAUCUAGGCGAGAUAGUUGAUGUGAAUGACAUUUUGACAAAAUUUGAUCAUGUCUAUGGUGAUGUUCUAUCUUCAGGGAUUAUUUUACAACAGUUUUACGCUUCUAAUCAGACAAAAGCUGAAAGUGUAGCAGCUUGGGCUUGUAGACUUGAAGAUAUGGUUUCCAAACUUACUCUCAAAAAACCUCCUGCUGUUUCUGAAGAUGGUGCUAAGUCUAUGUUGAGAUUGAAAUUCUACAAUGGUCUUUAUUCUUCUUCAGUGAGACAAUUGUUGAGACACAGAUAUGACAGCGGGGCAACUUUUGAUGAGCUUUUGGUGGAAGCGCGAACAAUUGAAUUAGAAGAACAAGGAAGAUCUCCCCUUACAUGUAAAGUUCAACAAUCUUCUUCUGAGGCAGAGGAUAAGAUUGACAAGUUAUUAGAGGUAGUACAUUCCCUAAAAGAAAGAAUGAGUGUGCUUGAGAGUCAAUUAAGUACACAGAGUCGACAGAAUUCAUCUCAACCGCGAAGGUUUCAACAGGUACGUUUUACCGGUAGAUGUUGGCAUUGUGGAAAUCAAGGACACCGACAAAUAAAUUGUCCUUCUCAAAACCAUUUAAACGAAAAUCAGCCUGUCGAGCAGGGCAACAGGCAGGCUCUGUCUCGAAAUGCCCAAAAUCAGUAGUGAAACAUCUUGUAGGUAAU